Molecule: messenger RNA, 1737 nt
Organism: Xyrauchen texanus (razorback sucker)
Lineage: Eukaryota; Metazoa; Chordata; Actinopteri; Cypriniformes; Catostomidae
Product: protein-tyrosine kinase 6-like
Exons: 3
Coding region: 576-908 (110 amino acids)
Biological process (GO): protein phosphorylation
Molecular function (GO): protein kinase activity
Source: RefSeq, a predicted model, not a curated record
GUGCUGCGAGCCCAUCUCAUUGCAAAGGGUGGCUAGCAGUCUGCUGGUUACUGGACGUGAUUUUAUGUGAUUUACAAUUUUGAUUGCACUUUUGAGAAUACUGUUAAACUCACUGUCAAGUGCUUUGCUAGCAAGAGACUCACGGUGAAUGAUGCAGUGCGUAAACUUAACACGAGGAGCCACUUCUAAAACCUUUGCCUUGAGUCCCUUGUUUUACCUACCAUUGCACCUGCACCAUCAGUACAUACGCCAACACAGUUAUCCCAUGUAAGUCGCAUCUCUUUUAGUCUGGUGUCCAGCUUGUUGAAAAUGCCACUGCCGGUACAAGUCCCCUCCAGUACUGAGCAGAAGAGCAUUUCCUCGUGCAGUUUUCCAUCAAAUGUGUAUCUGAUGAAUGCCAGCAACUGAGCAGAAUUAGACACAUCUGUAGAUUCGUCGAGCUGUAACGCAUAUUUCUUUCCAUUUAACCUAUUAAUCAAUUGACUCUUAAUGUCUUUUGAAAUAUCAUGAAUACGGCGAGCUAUCGUGUCAUUUGACAAUGGGACAGUCAUAAGCUCACUUGCAAUUUUCUCGCCAUGCAUGGCCCGACACAUAGCCACAGCUGCGGGCUUUAUCAAGGUUUCCCCGAUCGAGUGUGGCUUUUUGGACUGUGCUAUCAGGAGGGUCUGCACAGUAAGAACUACAUCCAUGGAAAUGUCAGAGCUCGAAGCAUCCUGGUUGGUCAGAACCUGACGGUCAAGCUGUGGGGGCUGGGUCCAGCGCUUUACAGGAAAAUGGAUACAGGCUCCGCAGAAGAUGUGGAAGAUAUAGAAAUGAGAAGGUGGCAAGCUCCAGAGGUGUCGGCUCGGCAAACUCUACAGCAAAGCAGCGACAUGAGCAGCCCCCUUCAUCAACAUCAUGGCCAGUGAACUUAGCAGUAUUUACAGAGGGGGAAAUUCACUGUAGACCCCCACAAUAUUUAUACCAGGCUUGUAGGUCCAUAUAGUGCAAGUGAAUGUGAUCAUGCCUUUUAAAGCUCCAAAAAAAAUAAAAUAAAUAAAUAAAUCAGCAUAAAAGACAUCCAUACGACUCCAGUGGUUCAAUCAAUGUCUUCUGAAGCGACCCAGUUUGAUUUGGGUGAAAACAGACCAAAAUGUAACUCCUUUUUCACUUACAACUUUACAGCAGUUUCCUUGGCGAUCAUUAUUUCAUGCUCUAUUAUAAUUCCUUUGUGUCAUCUAGCAAUCUGCACAAGCAUCAAACAUUAGGAAGUGUAAUACAGCUUGAAAUCAUGACUGCAAUGGCAAGAAAGGGGCUCUUUUAAACAUCGUGCAAACCAGGCGAUUAUGUUUUUACGUUUUGAUGGAUCAAAAUAAGAAAAUAACCCAAAUAAAAUGUUAGCACAUUAAAUGCACAAAAUUAGAUUUACUUGGCUUGGUCUGCCUUAUGUAGCUACAUUUUCGAAUUUGUACAGUUAUACGUAGCUUUGCACAUUUUCUGAAUCCCCAUUUAAACCGAUAAAUGUGUCUUUGGUUAUAUUAUUAAUUUAACCCAGAGUAUUUAUUAUUGGUGUAAAUACAUUUUUCUCUGUUGUUUGACCAUCUGAUUUAAAUAAUGGUGACCUGACUAGAUUAAAAUUGUUGAAUGUUUGGUUUGCCACAUACAGGCACUUCUGUAACAUCUGUUGAGUGUUUCUAGUUUGUCACUGCUUGAAGUCAUGGUUAUCUUACAAUUUAGCUGUCUAAAGGAUUAAAUAUG